AUGGUAGUCAGCCCACCUACUUCAGUGCUGCUACAAGCAAUAUUCUUAAUUAGACAACCUCCACAAAGCUUAGCAGCCCGUGAUCUGGUGUUCGUACAGGCCAUAUGGAGACACGGUGAUCGUGCACCGCAAUCCUUGCCCUAUCCCAAUGAUCCUUACGAUGAAACCGCAUGGCAACGAGGAUGGGGGCAGUUGACCAAUAUAGGUAUGGAGCAAAUGAACGAGCUCGGCAUCUAUUUUCGAACGAGAUACGAUUUCUUCAUCUCGUCGCACUAUGUACCAAGCGAGGUCUACAUUCGAUCGUCAGAUUCAGAUCGAGCGCUUUCCUCAGCACAGGCAUUCCUAGCUGGAUUCUAUCCAGCGAGUGGCAGCUUUCAAUGGCAGAGUGGAAAUCAUUGGCAACCUAUAGCGGUUCAUGCCACAUCACCCGGUGAACCCGAUCUGGUAAGUAGUGACAAUAAAUUUGGUGACCAGCCAAAGAGUACGUCUAGCAGACUAUGA
Messenger RNA from Angiostrongylus costaricensis, 501 nucleotides. The record is from the annotation of a GenBank genome assembly. Lineage: Eukaryota; Metazoa; Nematoda; Chromadorea; Rhabditida; Metastrongylidae.